Messenger RNA from Notechis scutatus (mainland tiger snake), 6417 nucleotides. The record is from RefSeq and is a predicted model, not a curated record. Lineage: Eukaryota; Metazoa; Chordata; Lepidosauria; Squamata; Elapidae.
GAUAAAAGUCAGAAUUUUAUUAUUUCAGUAGGUCGUACAACCCAAACAACUUUGUCUGAACCUGGAAGUAAAACAGAGCUUUUCCUAGUUAGUGCUUGAAUGAGAGACCUCUUGGGAAUUCCAAGGUGGUACUGUAAACCUUGGGUGUUUUUUUUUAAAGACAAGGCAAUGACAAUUUCUUACUGUAUGAAUAUGUUUAUCAAGUUCUAAGUUUUGAAGAAAUACUAAACUUCAAACAUGACUUGAAAGAUACUUUGCCUUGGUAACUUUACUAAUUUCCUGAUGGGGAGCUGAGUAUAUUAUCACUCAUUUAAUAUCAGUAUCCGCCAUUUUUCUUAUCUAAAAUAUCCUUUCCCCCACUUAGAAUUAUCUGUGUAACCUACCAAGUGACAUAAUAUAUCUUGUUUGAAGAUCUUAAAUAAAUAAUGCUGAAAGUCUAGCAAUGUAUUUCUCCAGCUAUUAAGCAAUGGCAAUAAAAGAGACCAAUCCCAUGCUUUUAUUGAACAACGUCCUGGGACAGUUCCCAGAUAUGUGUGUGACUCAGGCAUCUAUAUUAUCUGUAUCCUUUUGUUUAGAGUCUGUGUGAAGACUUAAGGAUCCCAGCAUCUCUGUCUAACAAUCUGGACAAAUGCAGAGAACAGAUGUCACUCAGGUUUUAAUUGUGGAGUUCUUGAUGCUCUCUGAGUUUGAUUAUAUACUGCAAACCCCACACUCAUUGGCACUGAUGAAGUUAACUUAAUUGGGUAAUGAAAUACCUGCAAGCAUACAAGCAAGCUCAGGGAGCACUAAAACCCCCAUAAUUUGGACAAAGUGUAGCCUCAUCUUGCCUGCAGACGCCAUAUUUCUGGUCACUGUUGGAAGAAGAGAGAAAACAUUAAAUUAUUUUAAAGUUCUGCUACAACACUGCUGUACAAAGUAACGGGGGUUAAAAAAUAACAACAACUGAGUCUCUGCAUCUCUAACAAAAUAUCUCUGGAUUUUUUUUGGAGGAAGGUUUUCUGUUUCCCUCAUUGUGAAAUGUGAUCCUUUGCCUUUAGCUACACUGUUUUGAAGUAGUUUUAUCUUUAGCUUUUAAUAAUCCUUAGGAAAGGGCACUUAAGAGUUAGGCAGCCUUUGUUUAUCGUAUUAUAGAAAUAAAGACUUUUUUAAAAUUAGACUUCUGCUGUGCUGAACCAACUGAUCUGCAAUAAGAAUUGGGAUAGUGUGAGUACAUCCUGCUACAUUCCCUUGAGUGCUAAUCUCUUCUGUUGAACAUACAAUACCAUAGUGCGCAACACAAAGUCUUCUUACUGGUCUUUCCUGUUUUCUGUCAAAGGACUCUUUAUGACCAAACUGAAUGGAUUAAAAGGAGAGUUAAGCAUUUCAGAUAACACACGUCUGUGUUUCCAUGUCCUCAUUUAUAGUAAUGCUAUUUCAAUUUUUCUUUCAAAUGGCAUGGAUUCUUUUCAUGGUUUUAAUUACAUAUUAAAUGUUUGGUCUUUGUAGGUUUUUGGGGAGAAAAUGGGAAAAUAUGCCCCAUUUGAGGAAAAAUUGUGUUAAUUCUUCAGCUCUUGAAGAGUUGUAAAAAACAAAGGCUUCUAUGAACUUGAUAGCAAAGGAUUUAUGAUCUCUGCCAUCAAAAUGAAGUCUUUAAAGUAGAUAAAUUUCAUAGAAGAUUUAUGGACAAAGAUAUAAGAUACUCUUCUACAUCAGCAAGCCUGCAAUGUAAUAUGAAUUGAAAAGCUUGCAAAGCAAUGCAAAGACCUGGGAAAGAACUUUCCAAAACUCUCCACCGGGAAGAUAAGGAAGUAAAUGAAAUGACUGAAGGUGUCUCUUCACUUCCUUCUCCCCUUCUCUGCUUGAGUGGUGAGGGAAACACGCAAGCGGAAAUGCUGCAAAAAGCCCAGGAGCUCUUCCGGCUCUGUGACAAGGAGGAGAAGGGCUUCAUAACAAGAUUUGACAUGCAACGGUUACAAAGUGAACUACCAUUCACGACUGAACAGCUGGAAGCUGUUUUUGACAGUCUGGUGCAGGACAAUAAUGGUUACCUCACCCCAGUAGAAUUCAGUGUAGGCCUAGGGAAGUUCUUUGGAAACAAGCCACACCAAAACUCUGAAAAUGCCGGUCACGAGGAGACCUUUGAGUCUAGCUGGUCGGAGGAAUUGGAGCAGACAGAUGAAGGGGAGAAACAGUUUUGCUCUGUGCUGGAGCAGCUGGAAGCAUCCCAGGUCUUUGAAGAUCAGGGUGAAGUUCAAGAGCUUUGGGUUCGAAUCCGAAAAGGGGCACCAGAACUCCUAGCCAGUUUCGAAGAGUUUCUUUUCCAUAUUUCCUCAUACAUCAAGGAUCUGCACCAUGAGAAAGAAUCCAUUGAACUGGUAUUAAAACGAAGAGAGACUGACCAUGACCGAGAAAUCAGGUGUCUCUAUGAGGAAAUGGAGCAACAAAUUAAAGCUGAAAGGGAGCGGCUGGUCCAGCAGGAGUCAUCAACAAGGCUCGAGAAAAACAACAUGUUUCAGAAAGAGUUGCAUAACAAAGAGCAAGAAUUUGAGAAAAUUCUUUACCGGCAGAAAAAGUUGGAACAUCAGUUACACUGCCAGCACUCUGAGCAGCUAGAAAUGCAUAUACAAAAUGAGAGAUUACAAAUUCUGAGUGAAAAUCUCCUCGAUCAGCUGGAGAGGACCAAAUGGGAGCUGGAAGCAGCUCAAAGUCGUUUGCAAGAAUUGCAGAAAGAAGCCCAGGUAGAGCAGGAACGGAAGAACAGAGAUAUAUUUCAAGCUUCUAAGAAUAUGCAGAAAGAAAAACAAAGCCUCUUGCGUCAGUUGGAGCUCCUCAGGGAGAUGAACAAAAACCUGCGAGAUGAGAGAGACACAGUUGAAGCUAAGAAGAUGGUCAGUCUGAAAAAGAACGUUUUAAUCCCCAGUCACUGCUCCUUUGCCUGCUGUCGUUGCUGCCAUCCCUUGGGGACAUUUCAUUUACCUGGGGGAUACUAACAGAAACACAGAGUUUAAUUAUCUUUUGUAAGGAUGUUUCUUUUCUAAGUCUAAAUGGAGAGAGGACUGCAUUUUUGCAAACCCCAGUCAUUGCCAAAAAAACAAAAACAAAAACCAGCAUAGCUUGUUGCCUAUUUCUGAUUGUAGAGGAAAGACUAUAAGCAAAUGUUCUUCGGACCGGAAAGCAUGGAGAAAUGUUUGCACUAAAGGUGAAAUACCCAUUAACUGAAUGUAUAGAAAAUUGAAUUUUCCUCAUGCAGUUUAUAGAAAAAGUCUUCCCUUUCCCUCUAUUGUUUCUAACAACUUGGGAAUUUUUACCUGUAAGCCCCAUGUCUUACUCUGCAACAGAUAGCACUUUGUACCAGCUCUUUUGCCAUAUUUAUUCAUGACCGUACUUUUCACGGUUCUCCAAUGAGCUGUUCAGAGCAUCCAGUAGUGGGAGGUGCUUCAGUCUCUCCUUGGAUAGGCUGGGCUUAAUUGCAAGGACACUCCUCCUCCUCCACGGGACUCCUCCCUAGCGUCCCCCAGUUUUUGCUCAGCCUUUGUAGGAAUAGGCAGCUUUUUCUUUUCCUUGGCCAGAAUAGGAGCAAAGACUGCAAAAAAACCCUUCAGGUUUGGUCUGAAUUUCUCUUAAUUAGGCUCCAUGUGUCACCUAAGAGCCACGGCAGCUUCCGAUGGCAUUCAUUCCAUCUGGCCGUGGGAGCUCGUAAACACAGUCAGGGAGCGCUCUCAGUGCCCUUGCAGCGGUCUGAGGCAUCAAAUUCCUAGCCGUGUUUACUCGAGCCCAAACGGUCAGCCCUUGCCAUUGUGACUUCCCAUUUCUAGCCGCGCUAUUGCAAGCGGCGAGCGCGGCUUGAUUUAAACGACCGAGGCUUUUUUUCUCCCCACCGAGAACCACCUCUUUUUACCCCUCCUCACCUUUUUCCUAUUUGCCGUGGGAAGCCGUUUCAGGCGACUUCACGAGGCGGGAGUUCGCUGCUGGUCUGGUCUUGGCACACAAAAUUAACUGCCGGCGCCAUUGCGAUCACUAUAGAUCAUGUGGCUCUGCACCGUAUUUACUCAGGCUUGUGAGAGGCAUUAUCCCCAAUCAGGGUCCUCUUUGCAGAAGCCCAGAUCUGUCCAUGCCAUCCAGGUGCAGUGCUGCUAUACCAGUCCAACCUAGCUUCUCAACGACCAUACCCAUUGCACGAAGGGCCCUCGAGGCCACAGUUACCCCAACGGUGGCUGGACUUCGUCAAGAUGAGUCCCUCCCAGAGGAGAUCCCUGCGAGGAUGAGAGCUUGGAUGGAGCUGGUGAUACAUCAAGGCAUUGCAGUGGGGGUAUAGCAGACUGUUCUGGCCAGGGAGCACCCGGCAGCUUCUGACUGAGAUUCACAAUCAGUAGAGUCACUAAGCAGGACGGAGCAGCAUUACCCUCAAGUACCUCCCCAAGGGGAGUUUUCUAUGAUACCAGACAUGCCUCACCAGGGCUUACAAGAUGAGGGAGGCCAAAAUGACCAAAUGGUACAAGUCGAGUCAGGGUCAGCACAUGACAGCGACCCGGUCCUGUCAGAGGUGGGAUCCCAUAGAAAGGGGCAUGUUGGAUGAUGAGGGCCUCAUCCCCAAUCAACUGACAUUUAUGGGCCUGUUCCGCCCUCAAUUAUUUAAGUCAUUCUUGUUCAAGGCUAAAAACACCACACACCUUGAUAAAUUGACUCCCUCUUCCCAACCACCAGUAUUAGAGGAGGAGUCAGAGGACUUAAUUUUUUCCCAACCUGUUACCAAGGUAGACAUAAUCCCAGUCCCGCACAUGUUCUCUGACCUGGUACAAAAACUUCCGCAGCGGUGUAUGCCACCCCCAUGGGAUAUGACAGGAAGUUUUACAACCUGGCAUCAGACUUCUCUUAACUUCCUGAACACACCAGAGGUUGAUGAUCCGAUUGUAACUUUAGCAUCCUCCUCCACGAUUCCCAGCGAAGCAGAGGAGGCACUUAAACCAGAAGAGAAGACGGCUGAGUUAGCUUUUCGUAAAGCACAUCAGUCAGACACGUGGGCCAUAAGAGCAGCAUGGCCGCAUCUUUUUUUACCAGAUCCAACCUUAGGUGGCUCCGUCACGUGAGGGAAACCAUUCCGACUUCUGACAUCAGGGCACAUCAGGACGCACAUUCAAUGCGGUUAAAUUUUCAUCAAGGGCCAUAGCAUCCAUGUUAGAGCACGGUGUUUACUAUGGCUCGGACACUGGCAAGCUGACACUAAGCACAACUGGAAGCUUGCCUCAUCCCACAUUUCAGGAGACAAAUUGUUUGGCACUGCCCUUGAUCUGUAUUGGUAGAAACCAGAAAUAAGAAAAAGAUCCUCCCUUCUCUUUUUCGCAAAUCAGAUAACAGAAACACCCAGCCCUUUCGGAGGGGUUCCUUUCAUCUCUUCUAUCAGGGUACAUAUUCCUCAAGAGAGCCUUUGGAUGUAGGCAGGGGCAGUAGUCAGAAAGACCCAAUUUUGGGGACAGGAAUAGAAGGAGAGGACAGGGUAAGAGACCAUUCUGUGGGGCAGGAAACAGGGCUUUCUGCCAUCCCAAAUAGGGCCAAGGACAAUGCUCCCAUUGGCGGAUGACUAAAACUCUUUGCAGACCAAUGGGAUUCCUCUACCUCAAACUCCUGGGUCCGAGAUACCAUUAGAUUCGGCUUGGCUCUGGAAUUCCAAUCCACAUCCCCGAACUUCUUCAUGACAUGCCCACUUUCUAGGGAUCCUGUUAAAAGAACUCUUACGGAGACAGCUAUCCACCAUUUGCUGGAGAUCUGUGCCAUUCAACCAGUGGCACCAGAUCAACAAGGGCACAGUUUUUACUCCCACCUUUUUGUGGUUCCGAAGAGUUUGGAAGCAAGAGAGGGAUCACAGUGUAAUGGCUUGUUUUACAUAUCUAAAUUAAUGUGUGUUAUUUGACUGAAUAUUUCACUAUUUCUGUGAUUAAUUGGUUUGUGGAAGUAUCUCCAGGUGAAUAAUUGAUGAGGAUACAUAUUACCAUUCCAUUGUAAAUAGUGAAAGAUAUCUCUUCUGCUUUGGUAAUAUUUCCAUGUUAAUUUUAAUUACCCAGGGAAAUAACUCUUGCACAUUGUUCCCCAAAUCCUGUGAUGUAUUAAACUGGAUCAUGUACAGAUAUAAAGGAUUAAUAAAAUCAUGUAAAUAGAAGUUUCAGUAAAUGAAGCUAAAUAUGAAUAUAAAAUGAACAGUGUGAAGUCUUAUUUUGAACACUCUGCAUCUUUGCAUAUUGAUCAAGUUGUAAAAGGUUCUGCUGGAAAGAUCCAGAGAGGAUGACCAUCUAUGCCAAGUCCUCAAAGUACUUGGAGCCAUAGUGUUCCUCCUCUCUUCCUCAUAAGUCUUCCAAUGUGAAUCCAGAGGCCAUAUUUUUCAUUUUUUUGUUGUUGCUUAUUUUUGCUCUGUGUAUCCAAGACACAUAAAAUAAAGAUCUAUUU